CCUGCUUGGCAGGGGCGGGGCGGCGGCGGCGAUUGUCUGGCGGCCUGGGGCGGCCCCGUGGCGCCUACCCUCUGCCUGUGGGGACGGAGGAGUGCGCCAUGGCGGUGUCCGAGAGUCAGCUGAAGAAGAUGAUGUCCAAGUACAAAUACAGAGAUCUAACCGUCCGUCAAACUGUCAAUGUCAUCGCUAUGUACAAAGAUCUCAAACCUGUAUUGGAUUCGUAUGUUUUUAAUGAUGGCAGUUCCAGGGAGCUGGUGAACCUCACUGGGACAAUCCCUGUGCGCUAUCGAGGUAAUAUAUAUAACAUUCCAAUAUGCCUGUGGCUGCUGGACACUUACCCAUAUAACCCCCCUAUCUGUUUUGUUAAGCCUACUAGUUCAAUGACUAUUAAAACAGGAAAGCAUGUGGAUGCAAAUGGGAAAAUCUACCUGCCUUACCUACAUGACUGGAAACACCCACGGUCAGAGUUGCUGGAACUUAUUCAGAUCAUGAUUGUGAUAUUUGGAGAGGAGCCUCCAGUGUUCUCCCGACCUACUGUUUCUGCAUCCUACCCACCGUACACAGCAGCAGGGCCACCAAACACCUCCUACUUGCCAAGCAUGCCAAGUGGAAUCUCUGCAUAUCCAUCUGGAUACCCUCCCAACCCCAGUGGUUAUCCUGGCUGUCCUUACCCACCUGCUGGCCCAUACCCUGCCACAACAAGCUCACAGUACCCUUCCCAGCCUCCUGUGACCACUGCUGGUCCCAGCAGAGAUGGCACAAUCAGCGAGGACACUAUUCGAGCAUCUCUCAUCUCAGCAGUCAGUGACAAACUGAGAUGGCGGAUGAAGGAGGAAAUGGAUGGUGCCCAGGCAGAGCUUAAUGCCUUGAAACGGACAGAGGAAGAUCUAAAAAAAGGCCACCAGAAACUGGAAGAGAUGGUCACCCGCUUAGAUCAGGAAGUAGCUGAAGUUGAUAAAAACAUAGAACUAUUGAAAAAGAAGGAUGAAGAACUAAGUUCUGCUCUGGAGAAAAUGGAAAAUCAAUCUGAAAAUAAUGAUAUUGAUGAAGUUAUCAUUCCCACAGCCCCAUUGUAUAAACAGAUUCUAAAUCUGUAUGCAGAGGAAAAUGCUAUUGAAGACACUAUCUUUUACCUUGGAGAAGCCUUGAGGCGGGGAGUAAUAGACCUGGAUGUGUUCCUGAAGCACGUCCGCCUCCUGUCCCGUAAACAGUUCCAGCUAAGGGCACUAAUGCAAAAAGCAAGAAAGACUGCGGGCCUUAGUGACCUCUACUGACUUGUGCUAUCAGCUGGAGACCGGCCUCUUCGUAAAGCAUUCUUUUCUUCUCUUUCUUUUUCUCAUCAGUAGGAAGAACCCAGAAUAAGUUAUUGCAGUUUAUCAUUUGAGUGUUAAAUAUUUUGAAUUGAUAAUAUAUUUUCUGUUUCCUUUGGGUAAAGACUGGCUUUUAUUAAUGCACUUUCUACCCUCUGUAAGCUUCUGUGCUGUGCUGGGACUGACUGGGCUAAAUAAAAUUUGUUGCAUAAUUUUUCUCUUUCUUGGACUUGAGGAAAGAUGCACAAAAGAGCCCUGGAUUCUCAUUAAUAAACAAGGCACAAUGUUCA
Molecule: messenger RNA, 1600 nt
Organism: Rattus rattus (black rat)
Lineage: Eukaryota; Metazoa; Chordata; Mammalia; Rodentia; Muridae
Gene: Tsg101
Product: tumor susceptibility 101
Exons: 10
Coding region: 99-1274 (391 amino acids)
Biological process (GO): protein transport; endosome to lysosome transport; protein modification process
Cellular component (GO): ESCRT I complex
Molecular function (GO): ubiquitin binding
Source: RefSeq, a predicted model, not a curated record